This is a messenger RNA of Penicillium angulare, 2415 nucleotides long. RefSeq names its product SWAP/Surp domain-containing protein. The record is from RefSeq and is a predicted model, not a curated record. The transcript has a single exon. Gene Ontology annotation, molecular function: RNA binding. Lineage: Eukaryota; Fungi; Ascomycota; Eurotiomycetes; Eurotiales; Aspergillaceae. Gene Ontology annotation, biological process: RNA processing. Bases 1 to 2415 code for a protein of 804 amino acids. Gene Ontology annotation, cellular component: nucleus.
AUGCCGGACGAUUCUAAAGAGAAGGGCUUCCCCGAUGUCUCCGCCAAACUAUCUGCGCUACCCAAGAAAUCGUUAUUUGAACGCCAGAAAGCCGAAGCCGAAGCUAAACGCGCUCGAGAGAAGGCCGAAACCGCAGCAGUCUACGAAGACUUUGUCAAAUCAUUCGAAGACGAAGCGCCCACUGCACCGAAGGGCUUCGACCCGCGACCGAACGCAUUCGGCCCUCGUGGUGGUGGGGUUGCAGGAGGACCAGCGCGGCGACAUUUUACAAGCUCUGGCCCUCGUAGCAGUGGUCCAGGCACACUAGGACCGGCGCCGCAAUCGCUAUCUCGAAAACGGACACAUGAAGGGUUUACACCUCUGCAACGAAAUCGUGAUUCUGCGCAUGGUGUUUCUGGGUUCGAUCAGACUACAACAGGUUCAUCUGCCCCAGCGCCUGGCUUUAAUAACCUAUUAGACGAUGAUGAAGACCAUCGGAAGGCCGACGCCAAAGACGUCGAAAGAGAAGCUGCAAAACCAACUCUUCAGCUGGCUUCCUUGCCUCCCGGAACGUCGCCUUCAGUGGUAAAGGCAUUGAUCCCAAGCUCAUUGGCGGUUGAUAAUGUACACAUCACACGACCCUCUACUCAAAAUGCAACAGAACGGAGAUCAUCAGCAGCUAUUGUCACUCUCGCGAGUGACACCGCGGCUUCUGAUAUCGACAGUGUCGUCAGUGCACUUCAGAACAAGUAUCUUGGUCGAGGAUAUUACCUCUCUUUGUCUCGGCAUCUCUCAUCUGUAGCGAUUACUUCAAAUCUUUCGGCAUCACUUGGCUCUUCUAGUAGUGGCUCAGCUCCAUUUGGGGCGAAAACUAUUCAACAAACUCACGGGGGCAGUCUGAAUCGCGCACCCCCGCCAGCGUCUCACCGCGGUGGGUUUGCUCCCCCAAGCUCAUACGGACCGAAUUUGGGAAGAGAGGAACCAUCCACACGGGUAGAGGUCAAGGCGCCGUCAGAUAUAAAGCAACUCAGGUUAAUACACAAAACGCUGGAAUCGCUCCUUCAGUAUGGGCCUGAGUUUGAAGCCUUGCUUAUGAGCCGUCCAGAAGUACAAAGAGAGGAAAGAUGGGCAUGGCUUUGGAAUGCUCGCAGCCCUGGAGGUGUGUACUACCGCUGGAAAUUAUGGAAGAUCGUCACACAACCUUUGCAGAUUCGCAAAAUGGACAAAUUUACUCAUAUCUUCGAGAAUGGACCAGACUGGUCCUCCCCUGAUAGUCAUAUCAAAUUCGAAUAUACUACACACCUCGACAAAUUUGUUUCUGAUGAGGACUACAAUUCAUCCGAUGAAGAGCAUUCAGAUAAUGAAGAUGAGAGACGUAAUCAAGGUGGUGGACCGCCUCCGGAAGGAAUAACAAGUCAACAAGAUGGCCUUGGCUACAUGAACCCCUUGCAAAAAGCCAAACUUACACAUCUUUUGGCUCGGCUGCCAACAACCCAUGCCAAGCUCCGGCGUGGUGAUAUCGCACGGAUUACUGCUUUCGCGAUCGAGCAUGCUGGCGCAGGUGCAGAUGAAGUUGUUGAUAUGAUCGUCUUGAAUAUUCUCAGCCCGUUGGCAUUUACUGGCGCCAACCCUGACCGAGAAUCAGAGAAAGCUGCCGCGGAUCAAGGCAAUGUUCCAAAAGAAGAGGGCGCCGAUGUGCAAUCUAAGCAACCAAUGGAUACAUCCUCGGCUAAACUAGUUGGGCUUUAUGUCAUUUCGGAUAUUCUUUCUUCAUCAGCAACCAGUGGCAUGCGCCAUGCCUGGCGAUAUCGACAGCUUUUCGAGUCUGCACUUCGUUCUCAUAAAGUUUUUGAACAUCUCGGUCACCUUGAAAAAGACCUCAAUUGGGGAAGGCUCAAAGCAGAUAAAUGGAAGCGCAGUGUCGGCACCCUUCUCCAUUUAUGGGAAGGGUGGUGUGUUUUCCCCCAGGACAGUCAUGAGCAUUUUGUCCAGAUGUUCGAGCAGCCGCCACCCACUGAAGAUGAAUUACAAAAGGAGAAGGAGAAAGUCGAAACGGAGAAGGCUAUCAAUGCAUUUUCUAAAGGAAAAAGUCGAUGGAAGGCUGUGGAUGAUGAUCCUACACCUGAAAACUCGAACUCAGGCCAAUCUAGUACAGCUGGGACACAAAGCCAGUCAGACAGAGUUGGUGUCUUAGAAGACGAAUCGAUGAGUGACAUCGAUGGAGUUCCCAUGGAAGAUAGUGAUCUAGAGGAGCUUGAAGAGGGGGAGCCCAUGGAGGAAGACGAUUCAAAACAGGACGAGGAGAAGAGGGCCACAGCCCUAGAAUCUACACAACCUGAAGUAGAGCCUGAGGAGCGGGAUUCCUCUCGACGCCCACGAAGGCCCCGGCCUAAAGCUGAAGACAUGUUUGCAUCUGACUCAGAAGUAGGCCAGUGA